Messenger RNA from Poeciliopsis prolifica (blackstripe livebearer), 3174 nucleotides. Its product is annotated as P2R1A-PPP2R2A-interacting phosphatase regulator 1. Lineage: Eukaryota; Metazoa; Chordata; Actinopteri; Cyprinodontiformes; Poeciliidae. The record is from RefSeq and is a predicted model, not a curated record. Gene Ontology annotation, molecular function: protein serine/threonine phosphatase inhibitor activity. Bases 641 to 1297 code for a protein of 218 amino acids. The transcript is spliced from 9 exons.
CCACAACUACCUGUAUUUGGUGAAGGACUAUAUGUUGUAAAAAUCUUCCAAACUGUUAUUUUUCUCAGUUUUGGGGGCUCUUUGGGUGGGUCCACUCCGUGUCUGAGGCAAAUGUGAAGACCCUUCUCUCCGUGUUCUGGAGAACCAGUUCCGGUUCGGAAGGUUUGGACAGCUGUUUAACAGAAUUUGGGUCUGUGGUUGGAGGUUUUACUGCAAAAACAAGUUAGCUGAACAGCUAAUCCUGAAAGUCCCGGGCGGGUUUAAAGAGUCCCCGCGGGGAGCAAACAGACCGUCGGAGGUGAACUUUAUCCGGGAACCGAACCUAAUCCUUCGUGUUUAAAUAUUUUACUUCGGUUCGGUGUUUUUCCGCUUCUACUGAGCAGCAGCUGGAUCGGUUCUGAGGGAAUAAAUGUCGCUCCAGUCCGCAUCCCCGUUCAGAUCCGGACGGUUUUUGCGGUGGAAAAUGCGGUAAAGCGGGCGAAGCUCCGGCUUUGUGUCCGCUGACGCGGCGGCUCUGACUCUGCUGCUUCUGCGGCCUGCAGGUCGGGCUUCCACCGGGCUACAGUACAGCCCCAACCCGCCGUAGGAGCGUCGGAGGGCGGCUUACCACGCCGCCACUUCUGGGCCUGCGCGUAGAGGGAUGGAACGGAUGGAAGUGGACCAAUGCGCAGGCGCAGGAGGCGGGGCACUACGUAGAUCAAACAGCGCCCCCAUGAUUACCAAUGUCAGUGACGGGAUGACCGUCUUCAGCCCCGUGUCCUCGGCUCGGUACCGGCGCAGCAGCGUGUCCAUCAACCCCUCGCAGGUCGUCCCCUUGUCUCCGUUCUCCCUGAGUGGGGACAGACUGGAUCACAAGAGGCCGGAGGAGAACAUGGAGACCAUGCUCCGAGGGAACGUCCACAGACUCAGUGCUUCCAGUCUUGUUCCAGCGUCUCCAGGCAACCUGUGGCAGGACCACGCCUCCACGUGGUUUCCGAAUCAGGACAGCGGCGUCACGCCCAACUCAUCGCCCAGCCCGACCCGGAGAUUCAGACCCGCCGGCGCAGUCAGACCCGCCGGCGCCAUAAGAUGGCCGCUGCUGACGCCCCUGAAGAGGAAAGGUGGUGUUGAUUCGGACGGGCCACCGAAGAAGCUGUUUGUUGCCGGGGUAAUGGACCCCGCCCACCGCGGCAGCAGCUAUACCGUCAGUGUCUCCCAGGCAACCGUGGACGCUCCGCCUGUAGGGGGCGUUGGCCCCCAGCCCCGCCCACUGACCCUGUCCCCACCCCCUGCCUUCUCCCCUCACCAGCACCCCUAGAGCCCCGAACCCAACGCAUCGCCACCACCUGGUAUCUGUCCAUAAGCCCCGCCCCUUUCUGCAGACCUGCUGGCCACUCCACCACCUGCCUGGGGACGGAGGACAGGGGUCAGGGGUCACGCUGGACGUGUCCCCUGGAGGAGAUACGUCUCCAUUGACCCGGAACAAGUCCGCUCCUGAUUUUUGACCUGGAAUGACCCAGAGCACCGUCUGGAGGAACCGGACCAGAACUCACAGGUUCUGAUAGUCACGACUCCGACUCAGCUUCAGAGCUGUUCUGGGUCACUACCCGGUCAGUACCGGACUCUGCGUUAAUCAUACAUCUUGGAGAGGAAAUGGUUCUGGUUCUGCGUCGUCCAGUUUCCAUGGUGACAUUCUGCUCAGUCCCGUUCUGGUCCAACCCAGACAGUUCUGUUCAGCUCUCUGAUGAACCAGACGUUGACUAGGCCGUUCUGUCUGUGUCCUGGUCCUGGUUCUGUUGCUGACCCGGUCCGGUGCUAAUGACCACACCACCGAACUUCACAGGGUUUGGUUCUGUCCGCUCUGACUUUUGGCCUUGGACUGGACCUGCUGGGACGUCUUCCACUUUGGACUCCAGGUGACCUUUGACCCCACCCAGGCUGCUGGAGCUGGACUUCCUGUUCCCAUGACAACGAGGAUGUCUGGUGGAACCUCGCCGCUCAGAACCAGAACCGGUUCUGAUCUCCCUCAAUUAAACCCAGAACACCCGACACCAUGCGAUAUUUGCACAUCAUCAUCAUGAUCAUCAUCAUCGUCAUCCUGAUGAUUUAUGAGCUGCAGCGGCCAGCAGGUGGCGCCGCUGGUUACCUGACCCGAUCAGGUUCUGACUGUACAGAACCAGGUCCAGUUCUUCUUCUGCUUCCAGCUUCUGCACUUUGACAUUUGUACAGUUUUCUACUUCAUCCAUCGCUGUGCCUGACCCGGUCCGGUUCUGUGGACCGGACCUCCAUUUCUCUCUUUAUUUUCCUGUGAAGAUCAGAACCAAGCCGGAGCAGCAGAACCGUUUUGAUCCUGCUUUUGCUGCUUGAUUCUAGUUCUGAUUUAUUUCUGGUUCUGUUUCCGUCUCAGAGUCCAAUCCGCUUUAGAGAACACAGUUCUGAUUAGCUGGUCGGGUUCUGGAGUGGAACUGAAUCAACCUGUAGCUUUAACUGGACUUUCUGUGGUUUUCUCUUAUUUGCACAUUUCCCCUCCAUCCUGGUUCUGAUGGACCCAUUAAGAAGAACUGGUUCUGUAGCUGGAUCCAAGUGGGACGCAGGAGAAAUGGACCAGAACUUCUGCUUCACAGAAGCUUUCUAAGCCAAAAAUAGUCGAAGUGGGAUUCUGGAGAGUCCUGACCCGAUUUCAGGUUCUGUUUCCACACUGAGGCCUGAUUGGACCCUGCUGGUUUCAGUUGGAUCAGAACCGCUGUAGCAAAGACAGAAGAACCCGAUUCAGUAUUAAGUUUGACUCUGGGAGACCAAAGUGUUCAGAUGUUCCCUGAUCAGAACCAGACCGGAUUCAUCAGAUCCGGUUUAAUUCGGCUGGUUCUGAUACUCCGGUUCAGAAGGGUUAGGGUAGAACCAUGGAGAACCUGGAGGAAUCCCGGCAGAAUUCUCUUGAACCAGUUUGAAUUGUUGAAGUGAGUUCUGGUUCUGGUCCGGUCCGGGUUUGAAGCGGGGAGACAAAGGGAACUAAAAGCACAUCAGUCCUGAUUUCACUGUAAAUAUUUCUGCUUUUCUUUGAGCUCAGAGGAGACAACAUAUUUUUCUGAUCCAUUCCCGGCCCGGUUCCGCUGUGGAGAACCGACCCGAUAAAUAUCAUGAUAUAUAUUGUUUAUAAAAGCUGCCAGUGAAAUAAAAUCUGUUCCAUCAAACAGA